Messenger RNA from Tremella mesenterica DSM 1558, 1773 nucleotides. RefSeq lists its product as uncharacterized. The record is from RefSeq and is a predicted model, not a curated record. The transcript has 5 exons. The coding region runs from base 1 to 1773 and encodes 590 amino acids. Lineage: Eukaryota; Fungi; Basidiomycota; Tremellomycetes; Tremellales; Tremellaceae.
AUGACGACCAGACAACCACUCUCGGCAGCCUCUACCAACCGACCACAUGUCAAAGAGAAGAAAACUGAACCUGACAAUCUCAAGCUUCAGACGGCUUUGGACGAUGCAGCAAAUCAAAGACGAAAGAGGGCGGAGGCGGAGGGUGUGGCUCAAGGAGCCAGGAAAGAUGCCAUUGCCGCUGAGGAAAUGGCGGCUCGGUUCAAAAAAGAGCUGGAAAAAGCCAAAGCCAGUAUUGCGAGGAGAGAUGAAGACCUGGCUUCUUUGAGAAAAAAGGCUGGAGACGGUUUGGAAGCACAACUGCAAGAAUUGGUCGAGCGACAUAAAACCUCGAAAUCCAAGUGGAAAUCCGAAAUUGAUGAUCUACAGAAAGCCAACGCUGACCUCGCCAAUCAACUCCGAGAUGAACAAAAGAAGCAUGGUCUAUCAACGGAACAACGCAGAGCGACCGCUUUGAUGGAAGCGGAGAAUGCGGUGUUGAAGAAGGAAAUUGACCGGCUUCGGGCCACUCUGAAGUCCACCAGAAGUGAAGAAGGACGAUGGGGGAAGGAAAGAGCUUCAUUAUUUCAUGAGCUCGAAUCUUUGAAGCACCAGGUAUUUGCUGGUGAGAAGGUCAAGGAAGAGAGAGACGUGUUGGAGGACUUGUUGAACGCUGCUACUCUUACUUUCGCUACAAGCUCCCGUGCGUGGAAGGAGCAGCUGAGAGAUGUGAAAGAGGAGCUUAUUCUGGAACGAGCGGAGAAGAUGUGUUGGAAGACUAGAACGUCAGAGUUGAGAAUGAGAGUGAAGGGUAUGAUGAGGGAUUCUCGCAUUCUUCAACGACGUUUCGAUCUCGUUCUAGCGGAAAACGCGAUCUUACAUGAGAACCUAAGGUUCCAUUGUUGUCCUAUCACUCUUCCACCACCCCCUCAAUCCGAAACAGUACUGCCUCUCCCUAGCCUGGACAUCACACAAGAGUUCCAGAUCACUUUCAAUCAUCUCGACCUCCUAUCUGAUCAUCUUCAAUACGUCAAGUCCGACAACGACGUGCUCUUUGCGUCUCUCAAGAGCACCACUGUUUCUCUGGAAAAGGCUGAACAGGUCGAAAGCUCACUUCGAGCUUCCUACGCAGAAUUACAGGCUCAACACUCCGCCCUUAUUCAAGAACACGAACCAUGUGCCGCUCGGGAACUGUCACUGAAGGAAGAGCUCACUCGAGUGCAAGAGGCGGAAAAAGGAGUGAGGGAACAGAUGACGGAGAUGCAUGGUAAAGUCUCGAGAGCUGAACAGAGGGCCAAAGAAGAUCGGGAGAUGUUAAGAAGGGCAAAUGAUUCAGCUAUGAGGUCAAAAGCUGCCGAAACUGCGUUAGAGGAGGAAGUGCAGAGACUCAAAGACGCCCUCUUGCAAGCUGAACAAUAUCGGGAACUCUACGAAGACCUCGACGAAAGAUAUAGAAUCCUCGAAUCUCGCGAAGCCAUGGCAUUGGACGAAGCAGAGAAAUUAGGACAUCAAAACGCUCGAUUGAUAGGUCAUGUCAAUGGUGAUCAGAGGAUAUCGUAUGUUGAUAGUGUGAGAAGAGAAAUGGCUUUGGUGAAGGCAGAACUUGCAGCAACGCGUACCAUGUUGAAUGACGCUAACGACCGUAUAAAAGAUCUCUCAAGGGAAGUAGAAGCUUACAAAUCUGUCGAACCUAUGGGAAUAGGACAAAGAACUAAAGUCGUUCGUCGACAACCUGAAGGAAGUAGGUUGGUGAUGAGUACCAAUCGGAGUGUUUCCGGUCCUUCUGGAUGGAGAUGA